UAAAACAAAUCCCGAAGUUGGCCGAAGGUGAAUUAUUCGGGCGUGUUCGGGCAGGGUCCAAACCUUAUGUUAAUCUUAGCUCUCACAGGACUCGCAAGUUUCUCAUCUUAUAUACGUAAUCUUACCUCACGAUCUCACGUUGCUGGGUGCUGGCCAUUAAUUGUCUCUAACGAGUGUCGUAACAUUUGCACAUUGUUUAAUUUUUUUUUUUUUAAUAAAUAGGGAAAAUUGUUUUCUGUUAUGCCAGUUUUAACAAUUUUGGAUACUAAAAUUUUAUUUUAAUACUCAACUUUUAAGUUGUGUGUUGCAGGCUGUUGUGGGAAACAAGGCAUCUUCAUGCGUAUACGUAAAGCGGAAAUUUCCAUAAGAGGUAAAAACAGGAAACGCAAGUUCAGAAGAUCAUUUCCUAAAAUUUGGAACAGAAUAAAGCGUAGCAGAGUUUUUUAUGCGAUGAAUGCUGAUAUGAGUUCUGAUGUCAUCAGUCUAAUUGAUGAUGAGGAGAAUGUUUCAAGCCAGAGUACAGUUGGAAGGUCUGUUGUGCUCAGGGGGUCCCAGGAAACUAAAAGAGGACCACGGGGUAGAUGUGGGUGGAUGCGUAAACCAAACAGCCAGGUCACCAAUAUUGUUGAUUUGAGCACUGAUCAGGAACUGGAAUGCUGUGCCUCUCAGUCAAGAAGACAGCGUAAAAGGAAGGCUGCAGUUUUGGGUGUUGGAGAUGAAAUAGGCAUUCGUAAAAAGUUAAAGGUGAUGAACAAACCUGUGACAGUUGUUAGUGAUGUUGGAGAUGAAGUGAAAAUUCUUGGUUUAAACACUGGGUCUGUUUCCUCAAAGAUAAGUAAUUCAAAUGAUGUUGAAAUGUUACCACCAGAGAAAAAUUCUAGUUUGCUUAAAACUGAGAAAGCAAAACCAACUACCAGUAUGGAGAGAGUUCAGGACAAACCAAGUCUAGACCAGGAACAAGAAACAAAUGACAGUGUAAUUAUUUUAGAGGACAGUGAUGAUGAAUCCACGGAAGUUGUGAAUCCAAAUAGUGGCUGUAAUUAUAUUCCUCUGGCACGAAAGCGUCUCAACUCAUCGAUCGAAGUACUGGAUCACAUCCGUGGAACGCCACAAUCGGCAGAGUUGCUGGUUGUCAAACACAUUGCCCCUCCUUCGCAGAGCAGCUCCAAGCAAAGUAACGAGGCAGUCACAAUGUUUGAAGACCGUACCGGUAACUCUGAACAGUUUUAUACUCCAGAUUUUUGGAAGACUUUGAAGAAUCGACAUGCAAAUGGCCAGUCAAAGAAAAAGAAGCUGGGAUGUGUUGGAGUCAAAAUGCAAUCUAAACCAGUGAAGCAAAGAGAUGACAGUAAUAUUUAUAACCCAUCUCCUGUCUGUGAGAAAGGAGGCUUGCGCCCAAUCAUCAUUGAUGGCAACAAUGUGGCGUGGGGCCAUGGCAACCAUAAAUAUUUUUCAGCUUCAGGCCUUGAGAUUUGUAUAAAAUACUUUGAUCAGCGCAAACACAGAGUGAUAGCAUUUGUGCCUCAGUAUCGUAAGACCAGUAAAGUCCCCGGACUCAUGGACAUGCUAGACAAGUAUGAGAAGCUCGGCCAGAUAGUCAUAACACCUAGUCGCAUAAUUGAUGGAAAGUCAGUGUCAUCUUAUGAUGAUAGGUACAUUGUGCAGGCUGCUACAGAACUGGGCGGUGUCAUAGUGUCCACCGACAACUACCGGGAUCUCAUGGCCGAGAAUCAACGCUGGAAGGAGACCAUAGAGAAGAGGUAUCUUUCCAGUCAGCUGCUGAUGUUCACGUGGGUGGGAGACAUGCUGAUGUUCCCCCAGGACCCCCUUGGCCGUAACGGCCCUACGCUGGAGGAGUUCCUACGCUUUCCUGACUAGCCUCUGCCUCCACCGCUGCCCGUCUCUUCAAUGUUGUUUAUUCUGUACAUUGUAUGCACUAUUGUAUACCUUUUGUAUAUAAAUUAUUAAAAAAUAAAAUUUUAA
Messenger RNA from Bacillus rossius redtenbacheri, 1983 nucleotides. RefSeq lists its product as uncharacterized. Bases 337 to 1878 code for a protein of 513 amino acids. NCBI's taxonomy places the organism in Eukaryota, Metazoa, Arthropoda, Insecta, Phasmatodea, Bacillidae. The transcript has 5 exons. Gene Ontology annotation, cellular component: cytoplasmic ribonucleoprotein granule; nucleus. Gene Ontology annotation, molecular function: RNA endonuclease activity; mRNA binding. The record is from RefSeq and is a predicted model, not a curated record.